UCAUUUCAUUUCAUUCCUCUAUUUUUAGAUGGAAUGGAAUGAUUUAGGACCGGAAUAAGCUGAUGUAAACGCGUUAUUCAGGAAUGAAUUCGGUAUUGCCAAUCAGUAAUGUAGCAUAAGUUAGAUUAGUAUAGAGCAUUUGUAAGGUUAUGUUUUUUCAAGUUUAUUUUUAAACAAUUACUUGUAAUGUUUAUUGAUUAUUAACAAUAAGUACAAUAUAUCAAAUAUAUAAUGAGUAAAAGUAGAGAUAUUUGGUUGCCAAAUGAAGUAGAUAAGUUGUUAGAAUUAUUUAAAGAAGAGCAAAUAGCAGAUCUUAUGGAUUCCAAACAAAGUCGAGUUGACGACGUUUUUAAGUCUUUUGAAAAAAAAUUGAAUUAUCGGGGUGUAGUACGACCUGCUAAACAAAUUAAAAAUAAAUAUAAAAGUUUGAAACAAAGUUACAAUGCUACUUGUCGUGCACUUUCACAAAGCGGUGCUGGUACUUCAGUAAAGUGUCCAUAUUACAAUAAAUUGCACGAAAUACUUGGACACAGACCAGUCAGUGUCAAUCGUACACCUAGACGGUUAUGGAUGAAAAAUAGAAAUGCAUUUUGGUAGGAAGUGACUGUUAAAAGACAUUUUGAUGAU
Molecule: messenger RNA, 627 nt
Organism: Chelonus insularis
Lineage: Eukaryota; Metazoa; Arthropoda; Insecta; Hymenoptera; Braconidae
Exons: 2
Coding region: 232-597 (121 amino acids)
Source: RefSeq, a predicted model, not a curated record